ACAAAAAUGCUGUAGCGGAAUUUAUUCAUAUAUAAUCUGAGUAUCUUGGGUGCAUCUUUGAGACUAGUAAAAUCACGUUGCCAGAGCUCGUCUUUACGAUGACGCAAGUACCUGAUCGUGUACAGGGCAACUCUAACGCCUGUACUAGUAACCCACAGUUUGCUGAUACCGCACUUUUCAAUCAUGAUUAUGCUCUUCUUGAUCAUAAUUAUACUGUACCACGAGCUGAUCUGCCAGCUUUGAAUAUAGCUGACGAAGUCGAUCCAGACUUGAAUGACAUUAAAGAUUAUUAUGUGCUCGAAAAUAUCGGAGCAAAAUAUUCCCAGAAAUUUUCAGUUUCGUUCGAAACUUACAAAUGUACAGUGACGGGGCUGGAUAAUCUAUCGUUCAAGUAUGCUGUUAAAACGAUAACACUCGUUUUGAAAGAUAUUCUGGAGAGUGUGAUUGCUGCGAUUCCAGCGCAUAACCUGGUGCGAAUCCGCAUGUAUCAAAAUGCUCUGCAGUAUCCAAUUUGGAUGCCACCUAUUCGGCGGGACCAAAUAACAAUUGAACGGUGGAUGACGACAAUAAGGCGGAUUCUAAACUCUAAUCAGGCUUUUCUGCUAGACGAAUCAUUUGAACUGUCAGUCCAGCACACUGAUUUGCCAUCCGGAUCAUGCAGAAAAAAUGUAUCAAAAUUGUUGCAGCGGAUUUUAGACAACAAAAGAUGUAUUACCCAGAUUCGAAAUACGGACUGUUUGUGUAUGGCCAGGGCUAUAGUUGUGGCACAAGCGCAUGCAGAUGGCGACAAAGAGCUGUACACAAAGCUUUACCGAACCAUAAAGUUGCAAGACCAGAAGACAAAAGAAUUAUUGUUGACUGCCAACCUGCCAAACAGAGAAUUCAACGUGCAAGAUAUUCCCCGCUUUGAAGAAGUUUUACCGAAUUAUCAGUUUAUUGUGGUAUCUGUGGAUCAUGGAAAUUCUAUCGUCUACUGCGGCGCCUACUGCGAAAAGCGAAUUAUGCUGCUGCAUCACGAUCAACAUUUUGAUGUUUUAACAUCUUUACCGGCCUAUUUUGAGCACCACUAUUACUGUUACCGUUGCAUGAAAGGCUACGAUCAAAGACAGUAUCACCGCUGCGAGUUCAAGUGCCACCAGUGUUUGUCUGCAACUUGCAAAAUGAAUAAGCAAGAAACCAUACACUGUCUGGACUGUAACCGCGAUUUCUAUGGGCAAGAUUGUUUUGACAGACACCAAGCUGGGAGCAGCACCAUCUGCGCAAAUUUUUUCAUUUGCCGUGAGUGUAAAACCUUUGUCUCCAUGGUAAAUCGCCGUAUGAAGACCAAUUACGAUACAAUUCAUGGUGAGGACAAUGACCAGGACCACGAUAUUGCUAAGGAAAUCGAACUAGAUGUUGACGAUCAGCAACAUCGAUGUGGUGAGGUUUUGUGUGCGACUUGCUCGUUAUUCUAUAUGCCGGAGGAAAACCAUGUGUGUUAUAUGAAACCCGUGGAAUUUACGGAUAAAGAAAAGGCCAAGCACCAUAACGACAAGCUGGCAUACUUUGACCUGGAAACAUAUCAAGACGAGAGUGGAGAAUUUAAAGUCAACCUAGCGGUGAUCGCGACAAAAAAUGAAAAAUUUAUUCUUCCAAAAACGGUAAUAUUAACGGCGACAUUUCACAAGAACUUGGCGAUUUCAUUUUCAGUGAGCGUUUCCGUGGCUACACAUUUAUGGCGCACAAUUUGAAGGGAUUUGAUGGAUACUUCAUUUUGAAUUAUCUCGUGAAAAACGGCGUUAUUCCACGUCCGCUUAUUUUCAACGGGAGCAAGGUUAUGCAGAUGGACGUGCCCAAACUCAAAAUAAAAUUUCGUGACUCUAUGAACUAUGUACCAUCAUCGUUAAAAAAUUUUGCGAAAGCAUUUGGUUUGCAAGAAACCAAAGGAGAUUUCCCACACAAACUUAAUACCCCUGAAAACUGAAAUAAAAUAACUGCUUGGCCCGAUCGUCAUGACUAUGGCUAUCAGUCUAUGAAAAAGAAAGAACGAAAGCGCUUCAUGAAAUGGUACCGCAAAGAGCGACGCCGUCACAGGAACAAAUUCGACUUUAAUGCACACUUUAUCAAGUAAGCUAAACCCUUAUGCUAUUUACAGAAUCGAACUUAUCCGAUUCGUUUUAGGUAUUGCUCACAAGAUGUCCUCAUUUUGCAACAAGCGUGCGAAAAAUUUCGAGCGCUUUUCCAACAGGUAACCGAUGGAUUAUGCCCAUUUGCGUCUGGACUAACCACACCCGGCAUGUGCAAUUACUUUUGGAGAGCGCGAAUGCUGAAGGAAAACCAAAUUGCGUUGAUCGGCCCUCCU
This is a messenger RNA of Paramacrobiotus metropolitanus, 2341 nucleotides long. RefSeq lists its product as uncharacterized. The coding region runs from base 99 to 1730 and encodes 543 amino acids. The transcript has 2 exons. The record is from RefSeq and is a predicted model, not a curated record. Lineage: Eukaryota; Metazoa; Tardigrada; Eutardigrada; Parachela; Macrobiotidae.